AUGUUUCAGACACAAGAUGGUGCUGGAAGCAGCUACACAUCAACCAUUUAUGGAUUUAUACGGGAUCAGAAGUACGAAGAAGCGGUGCGAAUUCUACAGAUCGAGUUAGAGAACCACCCGCGCAGUCGUGCAGCUUUGUCGCUGCUUGGAUACUGCUAUUACCACAUGCAGCUCUUUCAUCAAGCUGUAGAAAUGUAUGAACAACUAUGUGCCAGUCACCCCGAGGUGGAUGAGUAUCAACUCUAUUUAGCUCAGUCACUAUACAAGUCCGGGCAAUACGAUGCUGCCUCAAGACGAGCCAGUCAACUUGAAAAUGAACAGCUUGCCCAACGUGUGCAUUUGCUCAGAGCUGCCUCUUAUUAUGAGCAAAAUGACAUAAAGGCUACACGUUCCGUGUUGGAAGAGUGUCUACCUGAUGAUCCCACGACAAUCGUAUUUGAGGGUGCUAUUGAGUAUAAGGAAGGACGCUACGAGGCGACCCGUGCAAAGUUCUCGGAUGCAAUAAAUAUUUUGGGCUACCAGCCAGAUUUGUCAUAUAACAUUGCUCUCUGCUUUUUCAAGAUGAAACAAUACGGUAAUGCUAUGCGGCAGAUCGCCGAGAUCAUCGAAAAGGGCGUGCGGGAUCACCCUGAAUUGAGUGUAGGCAGUAAAAGCGAGCAAAAUACUGACGUCAAGUCUGUGCAGAACUCGACAGUUUUACGAGAGACAGCACUUGUUGAAGCAUUCAAUCUCAAGGCUGCGAUUGAGUACGAGAUGAAAAAUUAUAAAGGAGCUCGAGAUGCACUACUGGACAUGCCACCUCGUCAAGAAGAGGAACUGGAUCCGGUUUCACUUCACAAUUUUGGCCUGAUGAAUAUGGACGUGGAUCCAAACGGUGGCUUCAAAAAGCUUAAUUUUCUACUGCAAAAUCCACCAUUUCCUGUCGAAACGUUCUCCAAUCUGCUUAUCUUAUACACCAAGCAUGGAUUUCAUGAUCUAAUGGCUGACGUGUUAGCAGAAAACGCCCAUCUGACUUUUCAAUUAUUGUCAAAAGACUUUUACGACUUUAUGGACGCCACCGUGACGCUACAAACUUCCCCUGAGGAUGCCUAUCUCAAAUACGAUGACCUCGCAACCAAGCAUGUUGACAGACUGCGCAAACUGACUAAAAAAAUUCAGGACGCGCGACUUGCCCAGUCAAACGAUGAUAUCAAAACGUCUCUCAAAGCUUAUGAUGAUGCGCUUGAAGAAUUUAUGCCCGUGCUUAUGGCACAGGCGAACAUAUACUGGGAGCGCGGCAACUACACACAAGUAGAAAAGAUUUUCCGUCAAACAGCCGAAUUUUGCUCGGAACACGAAGCCUGGAAACUAAACGUAGCACACGUUUUUUUCCUUCAAGGAAAUAAAUAUGAACAGGCCAUUCAGUACUAUGAACCCUUUGUGAAAAAACACCAAGAUAACUUGCUUGAUGUGCAGGCUAUUAUCCUUGCGAAUCUUUGUGUGUGCUACGUGAUGAAUACGGAUAAUGAAAAAGCCGAGGAGUUGUUGCGCUCUAUUGAGCGUGAGGAAGAAGAAGAAUCGAAUCGAGAUCCCGAAAAGAGGCUUUUUCAUCUGUGCAUUGUAAAUCUUGUUAUCGGCACGUUAUACUGCUCCAAGAACAAUUACGACUUUGGAAUUUGUCGAGUCAUGAAGAGUAUGGAGCCAUAUCACCGUAAGCUUGGGCCGGAUACAUGGUUUUAUGCAAAGCGUUGCUUUCUUGGGUUAGCGCUCACGCUAGCAAAGCACAUGACAACUAUUCGAGACUCCACGAUGGAUGAUAUUCUCGAGUUUUUCGACUGCGCAGACCAACACGGUAAGGAAAUUUUCACGACAUCGGGAGCUGAUCAGAGUAAUUCCAGCACGGUGGUGUCAGAUGUUAUCCAACACACAAUCAGCUAUGAGGCUCGGCUUCUCAAGCGGACAUUCCUCAAGCUGCGCUCUUAA
Messenger RNA from Plasmopara halstedii, 1962 nucleotides. RefSeq lists its product as uncharacterized. Gene Ontology annotation, cellular component: axonemal microtubule; intraciliary transport particle B. Bases 1 to 1962 code for a protein of 653 amino acids. Gene Ontology annotation, molecular function: protein binding; intraciliary transport particle B binding. The record is from RefSeq and is a predicted model, not a curated record. The transcript has 2 exons. Gene Ontology annotation, biological process: intraciliary transport. Lineage: Eukaryota; Oomycota; Peronosporomycetes; Peronosporales; Peronosporaceae.